GCAGCUCAACUAAAAAGUGAGCGAGACACAGUGAGAGACUCGGCAGGGCUGCUGCACAUUCAAAAUAGAGUCAGAGGGAGGGAACAGAGAGAGAGAGAGGGAGAGAGAAGGAGAGUCAGGGACAGGCAGUGCUGUAAAGGAGAGCACAAAGAGAAGGAAAGUGGAGCAGGGGAGGGGAACAGGAGGCUUGGUGGUGAAGGGAGAGGGAAAGACAAAAGAAGGAGAGGGGAGACAUCGCAGGGUGAACGGAGGGGACUGAGCAAAUGGCUACGGAGGACACGGCGGGGGGAGCCAGGAAAGCCACCAAGAGCAAACUGUUUGAGUUCCUGGUCCAUGGAGUGCGUCCUGGCAUGCCGUCUGGAGCGAGGAUGCCCCACCAGGGAGCUCCCAUGGGCCCCCCCGGCCCCCCGUACGGAGGCAGCCCGGCGGUGCGGCCCGGCCUGCACCCCGUGAUGGAGCCCAGCCGUAAGAGGCCUGCUCCCUCCCAGCAGGUCCAGCAGCAGGCCGUCCAGGGCCGUGCCAGAAAGAAGCCUGUCGGAUUCCCCGGAGCCAAUGAGAUGCCGGCGAGGCAGAUGGACAUGAGAGAGCCCCAAUCAGAUCCCACGCUCGGAUCAAAUGCUAAGAGAAGGAAAAUGGCAGACAAGAUUCUUCCGCAAAGGAUCCGUGAGCUGGUGCCAGAAUCUCAGGCUUACAUGGAUCUGCUGGCGUUUGAGCGCAAACUGGACCAGACCAUAAUGCGCAAACGAGUGGACAUCCAGGAAGCACUGAAGAGACCAAUGAAGCAGAAGCGUAAACUGAGGCUUUACAUAUCCAACACCUUCAACCCUGCAAGACCAGACGCUGAUGACUCAGACGGCAGCAUUGCAUCAUGGGAACUGAGAGUAGAGGGGAAGUUGCUGGAUGACCCGGGGAAGCAGAAAAAGAAGUUCUCCUCAUUUUUUAAGAGCCUGGUGAUCGAGCUGGACAAAGACCUGUACGGUCCUGACAAUCACCUGGUUGAGUGGCACCGCACGGGCACCACGCAGGAGACGGACGGCUUCCAGGUGAAGAGGCCGGGGGACGUGAGCGUGCGCUGCACCCUGCUGCUGAUGCUGGACUACCAGCCCCCCCAGUUUAAGCUGGACCCUCGCCUGGCGCGCCUGCUGGGCAUCCACACUCAGACCCGCUCCUGCAUCAUCCAGGCGCUCUGGCAAUACGUCAAGACCAACAAGCUGCAGGACUCUCAUGACAAGGAGUACAUCAACUGUGACAAGUACUUCCAACAGAUCUUCGACUGCCCUCGGCUGAAGUUCUCUGAGAUCCCUCAACGCCUCACCAACCUCCUCUUGCCCCCCGACCCCAUCGUCAUCAACCAUGUGAUCAGCGUGGAUCCUAACGACCAGAAGAAGACGGCCUGCUACGACAUUGACGUGGAGGUGGAAGACCCCCUGAAGGGGCAGAUGAGCAGCUUCCUGCUCUCCACCGCCAACCAGCAGGAGAUCGCCACCCUGGACAACAAGAUCCAUGAGACCAUCGAGUCCAUCAACCAGCUGAAGAUCCAGAGGGACUUCAUGCUCAGUUUCUCCAGAGACCCCAAGGGCUACAUCCAGGACUGGCUCAAAUCCCAGAGCCGGGACCUUAAGUUAAUGACAGACGUGGUGGGGAACCCUGAGGAGGAGAGGAGGGCGGAGUUUUACCACGAGCCCUGGUCCCAGGAGGCUGUCAGCCGCUAUUUCUACUGCAAGAUCCAGCAGAGGAGACAGGAGCUGGAAACGGCCUUAGCUGUCCGCAACACCUAAACCAAUGCCCUCCUGAAUCUCCCCCACUGAUUUCCUGUGUGUUUGGAGGCCAUCGCUGUAGUUUGGUGAAACUUCAUAAACGGUCAUAAAAGAAAAUGCAAUUUCUGAGGUUUCCCAAAGUUUAAAAAUGAAGUGAAAUGAGAGUUUUUCUCACGGCGGACGCGAUGGAAGCCCUGAUGCACAUAUUUGUCCCGUUUUGUGCAGCACUGUGAAGGCAUCAUCAUUUACCGCAUGUGUUCAGCUGCGCCCGCGAAGGUCAAGCCCCUCAGACCACAAGCAUCCAAAACAAAAGCCCCCUACUCUCCGCUUCUUUAAAUACGUCACACACACGUCAAGAAAAACUCUGACCGGCUGCAAACACACCGCCAUGUUUUUGGAUCUCAAAACAAACACGAUGUGACUCUUCGCUCUUGAUGAGUCCUCAUAUUUUAUGUUCCCCAAUGUUUCCUGUAACUGAUUUAUUGUUUGAUUCUAAGUGUGUGUUUUUGUUUCUGAAAGAUUGAUUUAUGACACCAGCAAAGUGGAGAAUACAAGUGUGACACAUGGGGAAUCAAUUCUAUCUAGAAACCUGAGAUUGAAUUCACUUUCAGGUUGGAGUGAAUCAAAUGGAAAUGUGUCUCAUUUAAAGGUAGGGUAGGUAGGAAUGGAGAAACCAGCUCGAGUGCGCUAGAAUUUGAAAGUACGCAGCCGGAAACAAUCUGCACCUUCCUUCAGACUUCCUUACAGAGCCCCUCCUCCAACACACACGAACGCGCACAUGACCAAUGAGGGCACGAGAUAAGUUUGUGCGCAGAUGGAAGGCUGACAGGCAGGUAGGCCAUCCAGUUAUUUUAGCCGGGCGUGCUUUUUACAGUAUUACGGCUUCCACAGAUGAAUUUUUUUUAUGUAUUUAUUGUCAAAGCAUUUAAUGUAUUCAUUGCUAUCGGGAUGUUAAGAGCAUUCCAUGGAAUAUAACAAAAAGUGUUUCUGAAGUGAAUUACCUACCCCACCUUUAAGUUUUAUUUGCCAGUCAUUCUUACAACAGUAUUAGAUAAGAGCUGAAGUAUUACCACAGCGAGAAUAGUGUUUUAAUGAAGGAGUAUUGAUCAUAAUAAUAAGAGUUUUUUCUUCCCUAAUCAUAGCUAACGACAAAUAUGCCUAUACAUGUUGGGACUUGAUUUGUUUUGUCAGAGUCGCUCACUGCCUCUUCCUUGUGUAUUUUGCCAGUAAAUGUAAAGGUAUUACCAAAGGUUGCAACGAGAAGAAGAGAACAUGAUCACUGAAACAGAAGUGGGCAACGAUCCUCACCUGGGUGUAACAGAAAUUGCAAAACAUUUCCAUGUAAGGUGGUCAUAAAAAUCUGAACAAUCUGGGUAGUUCCAGAGAGGAUUUAUUCCCAAAUGUUUAGAUUUUCUAGCCAAUUAGGCCUCAGGUCUUUGUAAACAAACCCUGAAACUGUUAUUGUAAUGAACACUUAAACCCAGGUCUGGAGGAUUUUGUCCAUUUCUACACUUUUUUUAUGUUACAUGAAGAAGAAAAACACUUUUUUAGAGAUGUGAAUGUAAAUAUGUGUUUCCCCCUUAAGAGGUCCAACUGUACAGUAUACCGCAGACUAUUUGUGUGUUUGUUUUUGGAUUUGGGGAGGAUGGGGGGGGGGGGGAGCUGAGUGGUGCAUUAUGGGAGAUCCAUGCGAUUUGAAUUAGUAGGGCAGGAAUGUUAGUGUUCCUCUGUGUACUAUCUUGGGUUGGGGGGGAUUUAUUUUUGGGUAUAUCGUGGGAGCUGCAACAAAGAAAGACCUCCCUCAAUCUCAGUAGCUGUAACACGAUGUAAUCUGCACCGAUCUCCUUUUACACUUUUUUUAACGACACUUGACUUGUAUGUAUAUGUUGUAAUGUCAGAUGGAGGAUUUUGUUCCUCUCUCUCAGCAGUCAGUUUCUAGCUGGAACCUUUUCUGGGUUCCUUUGCACUGUGCUGUGUCUCUUUUACCGGGACUUUUCUCGUCAUGGGUGAGACCCUCUUUAUAAUCCCAGCGUACACAAAAAGUGAUCGAACGACGACCUAUGCAUGCUACAUGGACUUUAAUUAACACAUCUGAUGAGAUAUGUACAUAUAAAAAAAAAAAAAAAAAAGCUGGCAGUCUGUGUGAAAAAACACUUCAGUUGAAAUGCCUUCUGGAAACUUUUUUGCCAAAAAUGAUAUGCCCUACCAGCAACUAACUGUAGGUGUGAUUUUCUGAGCUAUGUUUUUGUUACUAGGACUAAGUUAUAUUAACUGCACUCAUUAGAAGAGAAACAGUAGUCAUUUGUAGUAUGCUAGUCCUGACCAGGGGUGAUUUGUCUUUGUAUGGCCAGGGCAUUCACAUGGUUGUCAUACAGUCACUGAUUCACUUGCACCCUCUUGUGGAGGAAACUAGAAGCUCCGGGGUGACCUCUGCUUCGAGCGGCUCAGUGUCAGAGUAUCCUGACACUGUUACUGUUACUAAACCCUGACAUACUGUUGACAUGUCCCACUCCCUGCAUGUGUUUGUGAGAGUGGGAACCGCUCUCUCUCUGUUUACACUGUUGUCAGAGCGUCACCAACAGGGAGGGAGUAGUAUACAUUACACUGUAUAUCUGUGAACUGGUGAUUCUACACAACAAAAAAGAAGAAGAAAAAAGGGAAAAAGCAGCUGUGACAUUGCAAGACAGCCUGGAUGUAAAUAAAGAAGCGCUUGCCAAAGUUUGUAAAUGCCA
Molecule: messenger RNA, 4489 nt
Organism: Trematomus bernacchii (emerald rockcod)
Lineage: Eukaryota; Metazoa; Chordata; Actinopteri; Perciformes; Nototheniidae
Gene: smarcd3b
Product: SWI/SNF related, matrix associated, actin dependent regulator of chromatin, subfamily d, member 3b
Biological process (GO): regulation of transcription by RNA polymerase II
Cellular component (GO): nucleus; SWI/SNF complex
Source: RefSeq, a predicted model, not a curated record